AUGUUGCUAAUUUUCAAAGAAUGUGCAGGCUGUAGCAGAUUUCAUGUCACAAGUAAUGGAGAAACCACUGCUUUCCAACCCUGCACAGAUGGUGAGAUUCUGAUCUGUUUCAGCCCCCACCAGCGUUUAAUCACCUCUAUGCUUUCAGACAUGAAAUUCAUUAGGGAAAAUGUUGUGUUGAGACGAGAGAGGCCUAAGAGGGUUUACGUUGAGUUCGGUGGUGGGUUAAAGGUGGGGAUCGAGUGCAUUAGGUGCAGUGGGGGAUUCCACUGCUUGGCAGAUAUGAACGGAUUAUUUCGUUCUUAUAGUGAAAAGGGAGAGCUUCAGCUGUGGGAGAAUUUGUCGACUGUAGCCAAGAUCAAUGCCCUUUCAGGUUCUUCCUGCCAUUGUGUUGAACCUGGUUUGUUCGGUUUCUAUUUUGCGACACUUUGUGAAAAGGAUAGACCUUUAGUUGUUCAAUGUAUUAAGAAAGUUUUGAAAGGCUUUAUCUUUAUUCUUUGUUUCUUGAACCUGAGAGUUUCACAUUUGUGGCUUAGGUUUCAUAUAUGA
Messenger RNA from Striga asiatica, 549 nucleotides. NCBI's taxonomy places the organism in Eukaryota, Viridiplantae, Streptophyta, Magnoliopsida, Lamiales, Orobanchaceae. The record is from the annotation of a GenBank genome assembly.